CAUGCCUACAAUGUUACCACUAAAAUCAUAAUUUUGGCUGUUCACCUAUAAUGGCCCGGUAAAUACCUCCUUGUUGGUUUUCCCACAUCGUUAAUGACAUGCCAGCGAGCAUGAUUGCUGGGCGCGGCGCGUCGGGUCUUUCAGGGGAAGUGGCUGUCGCUGACAGUCCUCUGGCCACCUUCGAAACGCUGACGCAAGCCGCGGUUAUCGCCGUCAUGGGCGUUGCCAUUGUCGUCUCCAAUCUCCUCAUCAUUGCUGCUUUCCUUAAUUUCAAAGGACUAUCAAACGAAGUCAUCAAUUAUUACUUACUGUCGCUCGCGGUGGCGGAUCUCCUCUGUGGGUUGUUCGUGGUCCCGCUGUCAGUGUAUCCGGCUAUCACCGGCCAAUGGAUGUUUGGUGACCUGAUGUGUCGGCUGGUCGGUUACCUGGAGGUCACCCUCUGGUCUAUCUCCGUAUACACCUUCAUGUGGAUCUCCGUUGACCGCUACCUCGCAGUUAGGAAACCUCUCCGAUAUGAGACGGUUAGUUUAACGGUGCAAACCCGUACUCGCAGCCAAUGUUGGAUGGUAUUCACUUGGAUCUCUGCUGCUAUGCUAUGCUGUCCACCAUUGCUCGGUUACAAAAAGGAAGCGAACUUCGACAAGGAGACCUUUAUCUGCAUGCUUGACUGGGGCACUACUUACGCUUACACAGCCACUCUAAGUAUGCUCGUCCUAGGCCCUAGCGUUAUAUCUAUCGUAUAUAAUUAUACUUAUAUAUUUUGUAUGAAACGGAAGUUGAACAGUGGUGUGCCAAUUCACGACAAAGAAUACGCGACUGCUCUAGCUGAGAAUCUAUCCAACCCCAGCCAUUGGAUGAGUUUCGUCUUAGUGUCUGCUUUCUGGCUAAGCUGGGCUCCUUACGCUGGAGUUAGAUUGUACGAAUACAUCAAGGGCGAGGAACUAAAAAUUCCUAUGUUGCACUUUGGCAUCGUCUGGGUUGGCAUAUUGAAUUCAUUUUGGAAGAUUAUUAUUUUGGUCUCGCUAAGUCCUCAGUUCCGGCUUGCCCUUAGGAUUUUAUGUUUCACAGCGUGCUGUCGCACCAAGGCACGUCUGCAGGCCGAACUCAUUGGUUUGGAUAAUGAUGACUGAACUGCAUUUCUUUCUGCAUAAAUUAACGACAGGGAUUACACUAAUGUAUGCCGAACAUAUGUAAAUUCACUUUAAACGCUGAUCCAUGUUACACCGUGCUGCGGCCGGGGCGUGACCCGGUCGUGCGCAAGGCAUAGCAUGGUCAUAUAUCUAUAUUAUGCUUUUGUAUGAAGUAAUUCAUGUUAGAUCGGGCCGCGUUCGUGUCUCGUGUUCCGGCCGGGACACGGACAUAAUACAGAUAUUUGACCGUGUUUCGGCACGGUGUAGGUAACAUGAAUCGGCAUUUAUGCGAUUCUAACCGUUCUGUAUUUGUCGACGGAGAAGUGAAUACUUAAUAUGCGCAUAUGUUAGCGAUCUUGUCGUUAGAUUUAUAAGUAUUUUUUGUGUUCUAACACAUAUUGUGUUUAAAAUAAUGUACAAAAAAUGAUGUUCAUUUUGCAGUUUUUUAUAGGGAUUGCUGUAUAAAUAUGUAUAAGAAAUCUAGUCAAGAUUGAGACAUGGCCAUUGUUUAAGGAAUUAUGGACAUUCCUUAAUGUUUAAAUAGAGUUUGAAAUCUGGCAGGUGAUAAUGUUGGAUGUGUGACAGACCUCAGCAUUCACUAUUCUUCCAUUACUUCUUAAAUAAUUAAUACACAAUUCACAAGUGCGUAGUACAUAGGUUUAAUGGAAAAACGAGAUGAUACCAAUUCCACUCAUUUACAUUAAAUUAUUACUUACUUUUAAAAUAAUAUAAAAUUCUAAAGAGUUCCUGACGGAACACGGUUGACAAUAACGCGUGUACAACAGUGCAGCAUAUGUAUAUGAUGCACAUGAACCACUAAGGCAAUACUUGUUCAUAUCAUUGUGUUCUUCAGAU
Messenger RNA from Hyposmocoma kahamanoa, 1985 nucleotides. It is a transcript of the gene DopEcR, whose product is annotated as G-protein coupled receptor 52. Gene Ontology annotation, biological process: G protein-coupled receptor signaling pathway. The record is from RefSeq and is a predicted model, not a curated record. The transcript has 5 exons. Gene Ontology annotation, molecular function: peptide binding; G protein-coupled receptor activity. NCBI's taxonomy places the organism in Eukaryota, Metazoa, Arthropoda, Insecta, Lepidoptera, Cosmopterigidae. The coding region runs from base 99 to 1130 and encodes 343 amino acids. Gene Ontology annotation, cellular component: membrane.